AUGUCAUCGGAUUAUUACCUCAAUGUUCCAAGAUCUCAUCAACGUCGAAGCAGUGAAGGAUAUUUGAAUCUCAAUGAUAUGUUGUCCAAUUGUGAACAACAGGCCCCACCUGCCAGAGAACGUCUUCCGUGUUUGAGAAAACGACGUGGCACAAAUCCAUCAUUGUUCGAUGGACAUUUGGUUGAAGCAUUGAGGAAGAAUUAUGAGAUGGGUAAGAUUUUUUUCAUUGGGAAAACAAGCCAAAUUCGAAUUCCUAAGCCUAGAAGUCUUUUUUUCAAUAAAAGUUUUGGAGAUGAUUUUUUGGAACAGGAAAUAAUAUGUUUAUAAAAACAUUUUGGCCUGGUUUGUGUGUAGGCUACAAACUGUUUUUUUUGGAAAUAAAUGUAGUUCAAAUAUGGCCAAAAUGUAGUUUAAAUCGGAUAAAAAUGUACUUUGGAAUGUUUUUUUGGUCUUCCGAUUUGAAUUAGGGGAGGUGAUAUUUUUGAGCAAAAUUUCAAAAACUUUAAAUUUCCGGUUUUCAAAAUUUGAGCUUGAUAUUUUGAUCAGUUGAAAAAUAAAUUUGGAACUCUAGUUUUCUCACUGAAAAUUCCUGGAAUUUUUUAUUCUUCAAACUCUGAAUUUCCGGUUGUUGAAAUGUUAAAUAUAAAACCUGAUCAGCUAUGAUAUUUCUGUUCUGUAAUUUCAGUCUCGAAUUUUCCUUAUCCUUUUUUUAAAUUCACUGUUUCCGAAACUGUCAGUAAAAACACAAAUACUUGAAAAUUUCAAUAUUUUGUUUGUUUUUGCAUGAAAUUUUGUUUGAACUUCGGCCUUUUUGAAAAUCCUGUUAAAAUUUUUAGUUGAAAAUAAUAAUCAAUUUUUUUGAAUGAAACAGUUUUGAACCCGAAUCGAUAUUUCUAGAAAUCUAGACUACUGAAAUUUUAGAAGCCCAUCCCAAAAUUAUCUUUGGCUCAAACAUUUUCCCACUGUAAAAUAUCUAUCAAACUAUGGUCCAAAAAAAUUUGUAUUUUUUCCCAUGGAACAACAUAAUACUUAUCAAACUUUUUGAUCUACUUGCGAAACUCAACUCUACGAAGAAAAUUACUUAUUUAUUUUCCCAUUUUUCUUGUAUCGGAGGUAUAAAACCUGAUAUUUUUCAGAAAAAAUUCAAUUUUCUAAUUCCAAUUAUACACUUUUUUAACCAAUCAAGUUUUCUUUUCAUUUUUCAUUUUUUUUUCGAAAAAAACGAACAACAAAAAAAUGAUCCGAUUUUCUUUUUUUUUCAAAAUUUUUUCGCUAUCGAAGGUCAAAUCACACGCUGACCAGACCCAAAAAUUUUUACUACGUAUUUUUUUUGAAUUUGAAAAAAACUUCAAAAAAGGUAAAAAAAAAAAGAAACUUGUCUCAAGUGGCCCAAAAAUUAGGCCUCUUAUGGUUUUUUUUUGGGCAAAAAGUGAAAAAUGUAUGAUUUUCCUCCCAAAAAUGACAAAAAACCAGAUCAGAUCAGGCUUAUUUAUUUUUAUCAACAUAUCAGACUUUUUCACUUUUUUUUCGAAGAUUGCGCAAUUUUUUGCCUCACAGACUUUUUUUUAUUAUCUAGAGAGAUCUGCACUUUUCGAAUUGAAUUUAGUCCAACCUCAUAAAAAAAAGUUGAUCUUUAAUUUUUGAAAUUUAAAAGUUUCAGAUCAUUUUGCCGAUAACAAUUUUCCUUGAAUUUUUUUUAUUAAAAAACGUUUCACUUUCAUUCUGUUCGGAUUUCCGGAGGCAGUUUAGCUCACAAAAAUUGGCGUUUUUUUCAUUUCUUACAGUAACCUCAUGUUUUCUGGCCAUUUAUUUUUUAUCGAUAUGAAAAAAUAAGAUCAGAUAACCAGUUCCCUUAUGCACUAUUAUAUUAUAGUAAAUAAAUAGUAAAUUAUAUUUUUUUUUUGUUAUUGAUUUUGGGUAAUUUUAGGAUUAUGUUAGUUUUGUGGUAAACAAUACCUUUGUGUUAUUUGAGAAAUUUUGGGGAAAAAUAUUUCAGAAAUUUUGCAUGAUCUAGCAUUUUUACGAUUUUUCCUUUAUGAAAUCUUAUUUCGAAAUUUUGAAAAUAAUAUUAGGGAAAACUUAGCCUCAUUUCUGAAUAUGAUUUCAAAAAAAUAUUAAAAAGUUUUAACUUCAAAUUAAAAUUUUCUAUUAACGAACAAUUCAUAAAAACUGUUUUUGUUCGAAAGAUUGAAUUCCAAUUGUUGACUAGAUUUUAGUUCGAUUAGAGCCUCAACCUAGAAUCGUGAAUCUAGAACCCUCGAUAAAAAUUUUCUUUCCUUUUUCAAAAAAUUCCUAAUUUUUGUAAUAUUCUACAAAACUUUUGAAAUGAAUCCCAUUUUCCAUUAACAUUCCGAAACUAAUCCAUAGCUAUAAUCUCAAAUUUUUUCAGUCACUGCUCUUGCUGAUAUCGAAGAUCGGAGCGAAAACGUCGAAAAAAAGAAACGGAAAAGUAUUUCAUCGUAAGUUUUCUUUUUUUUUCUCGAAAAAAAUAUAAUUAAUAGGUAGACCGGGUAACUAUGGUAAUGUAUUUUUUUCGAAAAAAAUCUUAUGACUAAAAAAUUUUCAUUUCUAUGUUUUUGAAAAAAUUUAAACUGUUUACAUUUGAAAUUUAGCGCAUUUUUUAUCAAUAGUUUUUUGGUUAUUAAAUUUAAUUUAAACAAUUUUAAAAUUUUCAUUGUUGAGUCAUCGGUUUUGCUUUUUGAAGAAAAAAACGAAAGUUUUCUAGCGAUAAAAUCUAGAAGGCCUUUUGUUCUGACCCUUCUUUGACCUUGAAAAAUGACGAGUUUUUCGUGGAUUAAAAAUUCCACUAAUUCACUAUCUUUUAUUUUUUAAUUACUAAUUACUUGCUAGCUUCUGAUAAAUUUUCUAGAAAAACAGAAAAAAAACUUAUCAAAAAUUGGAAAAAGUAUUACACUUUUCUGUUCCAAACAGUUUUAUUUUAUUAUUUUUUCAAGAAAAUAAUAUGAUUUUUCUUAUAGAUAGAUUUUCUGUUGACGUCAAUGAAAAUACAAAAAAAACUAUUGAGGACAAAUUUAAUUCGUUUUUUUCUUCAAUUCUUUGAGCUUUUUUAAUUGGAUUUUUUGUUGCAUGUUUCAGUUUGCUAUUGAAAAGUCUUGUGAUGUUUUUUUCUGGAAAUUUGGAAAAGUUAAGACAUUUUUUGAUAGAUUUUUAUUAUUUUCAAAUUUUUUUAGUAUUACUGUAAAAAAUUUUCAUUCCAUUUUUUCAUUUUUCAAAAAAAGUUCCUCAUCAGACUAUCAAAAGAUAAAAAGUGCUAACAAUAAAAAUGUGCCAAACACGUCAAAAAACAACGUGACCGCCCAAAAAAUCUUAUCUUCUGAUUUUUUUCGAAAAAUAACAUUUUCAAAAAAUAUUUACUAGACCUAAUGAAAAUAUUUGGCAAAAGGUAUAGUAUAUGCCCUUUUUAUCUUAUUUUUGAAAAUACUUUCAAAACUGUAAACACUUACUUAUUACUUUUUUCGAAAAAAAAACCCUUAUCGGAUUACAAUAUUUUUGAAAUUUUAAUUUUGAUUAAUUUAAAAGUUAAUUUUUUUCAGAAUGGUCCGUGGUGGGCCGACAAGUCCACGAGGAUUGACAAAAUGGAGAAACGAAGAGAGCACUUCGAUUUCGUCAGCAGAUUCAGCUCUAGGUAAAUUUUAAAUUUUAAUACGAAAUUAUGGAAUUCGAUUUCUAGCCUGGUUUUCAGAUGAUUACACUUCAAAUGAUCGACACGCUCGUUUCGAAUGGUUGAGAACAGAAGUCAAAUGUUUUGUCGAUGAUAUAAUUGACGCAUUCGAAUCCGGAGGAGCACCAGAUGAAACACAAGUUGAGCAGGAAAAUCAAAAAUUGUCAGCAGUUCAACUUCGAAAAGAUCUCAAAAGGUUCUACACAUCGGUGACGCCUUAUAUGGAAGUUUUGGCUGCACUUUAUGAUCUAAUCAUGUGGCGGAAUCCUUUGUCUACUCUUCUUUUGAUCAUUGUUAUUGUCUAUUCAUUAUUCCGUGGUUGGACAGUCGCACUUUUACUAACUCUCUUAUUAUUGCAACUAUCAAUUAACUAUUUGGCUACGGUCAAAAAUAUUAACAUUGGUUGGAUGUUCAUGCCACGAAAACCUGUAACAUUGCCGAAAUUUGAUAUCAGUGGAGCGCAACUUAUUUUCGAUAUUGCAAAGCUUGCCCAAAAACUCCUACGAUUCUCAACAAAUAUUCUUGAAAAAACCGAGAGUUUAUUGAUGUGGAAAAAUCCAAAAGUUUCAAAAGUCUUCUAUUGUUUGGUGAUUUAUUGGUUGUGUUGGUCGGUUUUGUUCACCACUGGAACUUGUAUCGGUUGGACUGUUUUGACAAUUGGUAUCAGACUGUUUUUCACCACUUAUUUGUUUGCCAAAUUUCCAAGACUUCGGAAAAGAUUUGAUACCUAUGGUUAUUUUUAUCGUAAUCUUCCGUUGCGAUCUGCCAAUAUUCCACAUAUUCCAAGAAGUCAACCAUCAACUUCAAGAUCGGAAACAGCAAGAACAAUUGAAAGUGAUGAUAGAUGUGUAAGUUUUGAGGGUAUGGGUGGGUUAACAUGAGUAAUGUCUAAUUUUUCUGAUAAGCUGAUAGCUUAAUAUGAGCAAUGCCUCCCAAUUAAACAACUUUUGUAGAACACGCCAAUGAGCAGUAGCACAAGCAGGUUGAGCAGUUUCCUUGGUGAAAAAUUCUCCUCACGCCUUGGCAGCAACUUCAAUCUCGAUCAAAGUGCCGCUGUCAAUCUACUCUUGGGUCACAAUCACAGUAACCGAAAAUCCACUCCACCGCCCGUCGAAAACCACUUCCCAGAAGUUGAGGCAAAUUGCGACGAUGGCAUCGAUUCUCCACACGAUUUAGCCCAACUCCACUCAACAUCACAAACUUCGACGCACAGUGAAAUUCUUCCGACGGAGAUGCGAAAUGUAUCGACGAUCACACCGCCGACAAGUGCAUCAAUUGAAGAAGAGGAAGAAGAUGAGGGCACAGAAUGUGUGGAUGAUAAUAAUACCGAAUAUUUGCCAUUGUAUGCGGAUCCGAUUAUCGAUAAUGUCAUAGCUUGUGAGUUCAGGGAUAUUCGGAAUUCCGGGAAAAAAAUGUUAAAUUCAUUUUUUUUUCAGUCAGAAGCUGUGUUAUGAAUGAGCGAGAAAAGAUUUUCCCAAUGGGAAUCACUUCUGGAAUCCUUUAUCUAACUGAUGCGUGAGUUACAACCAACAUUUAAUCGGAGCUGCAAUAUCCCAUCUUACAGAGCCCUUGUAUUCCGAUCUCGCCAAACCGCUGAUCAUAAAGAGCAAUUGAUGAUGCUCUUCCAUGAUAUCUCAAAUGUCAGAAAGGUUCAAUCACUUCGAUCAAUGUCGCUUAUCACAGGAACCCGUAAAAGUUUAGAAAUCCACGUGGAUGGCCGCAAAAAACCGGUAUCAUUUAUUGGAAUCGCGAAACGCGAUGAUUUUGUCACACGCGUUCAGCUGAUGUGUCGAAAUGCGGGAGCGACAGUGACUUUUUCGGAACCCUAA
Molecule: messenger RNA, 5511 nt
Organism: Caenorhabditis angaria
Lineage: Eukaryota; Metazoa; Nematoda; Chromadorea; Rhabditida; Rhabditidae
Source: the annotation of a GenBank genome assembly